AUGGCGGUCAAUGAGGACCUUCAACUCCCUUACACUAUGGACGUUCAUCAGCUUCGGAAUCCAUACCAAGCGAGUGUAUUACGCACAGAUGUAAACCGCGCAAUCUCUUCCUAUAUCCCUGAAAUUCUCGAUGAAUCGAUUCUUGCCAUGGAUGAGACUUUCAAGGUCUCCAAGGAUAGUGUUAUUGAUAUCCCGGUCUUCGAAACAAUGACCCACCUGAUUGCUCGAAUCAGCAAUCGUGUGAUCUUUGGCAUCGGGAUGUGUCGCAAUGAGCGAUUUCUUCACGCGGUUGUACGAUUUGCAGAAACGACACCUCUUAUGGCACCUUUCAUAAACUGGAGUCCCCAUAUCUUACGGCCGUUGGUCUAUUUUGUUUUGUCAAACAUUCUGGGAGGGAAAAAAGCUCCACUCAAAUAUAUCAUACCAUUUUUAAAUAACUAUCUAGAGGAGAGGGAAUCCAUGGACGAGAAGCCGAAUUUGGUCGCCGAAUUCUUGAUCAAGGGUGCCCCACCUCAGGAAACAGUCCUUGGCCUUGCGGUUCGAUUGUUGAAUCUGAACUUUGGAAGUAUUCACACAUCAUCCAUAUUUAUAACGCAAACCUUGUUCGAAAUUGCCCUGCUGCCACCCGAGGAUGUUGAGAGUAUCCGGACGGAAAUUCAGGAAGCUCUCGAGUCAGAAGGUGGUUGGACUAAAGGAGCGUUGCUGAAGUUCAGGAAAGUUGACAGCGCUCUCCGAGAAGUUGGCCGAUUUUAUGGAUUGAUGUAUUUUGCCCUCGGCCGCGUUGCUCUCGUAGGUUGUGAUCUUGGGGAUGGCACAAGUGUACCACCUGGAUGCAGAGUUGCCAUCGAUAUGAAAGCAAUACAUUUCAACCCGGAUAUUUACCCAAAUCCCGAAGUAUGCGAUUUGUUCAGAUUCUCAAAGUUACGUGCGGGAGAAUCCAGUGAUUCCAAGUAUGGUUUCGCUACCAUCGAUCCAAAUUACCUGCCUUUCAGUGCCGGCCGACAUGCCUGUGCUGGACGUUUCUUCGCAGCCAUGGAGUUGAAAAUAAUGGUGGCUCAUAUCCUAUUGAGAUAUGACGUUUCACUCCCUCCCGGCGCUACCUCACGACCCAAGAAUAUCAUUUUCAACGGUGCGAUCGUGCCGGAUCCGAAGGCACAUUUAAUCCUCACUCCGCGACGUUGA
Messenger RNA from Laccaria bicolor S238N-H82, 1182 nucleotides. RefSeq lists its product as uncharacterized. The record is from RefSeq and is a predicted model, not a curated record. The transcript has 8 exons. The coding region runs from base 1 to 1182 and encodes 393 amino acids. Lineage: Eukaryota; Fungi; Basidiomycota; Agaricomycetes; Agaricales; Hydnangiaceae. Gene Ontology annotation, molecular function: iron ion binding; heme binding; oxidoreductase activity, acting on paired donors, with incorporation or reduction of molecular oxygen.